Molecule: messenger RNA, 2364 nt
Organism: Brassica oleracea var. oleracea
Lineage: Eukaryota; Viridiplantae; Streptophyta; Magnoliopsida; Brassicales; Brassicaceae
Exons: 2
Coding region: 1-2364 (787 amino acids)
Biological process (GO): DNA repair; telomere maintenance
Molecular function (GO): DNA helicase activity
Source: RefSeq, a predicted model, not a curated record
AUGGGCAUCUGUCGUUGGCAUGGUAAUCCUCACUUAUUCAUAACAUUCACCGCCAACCCAAACUGGGUUGAACUCAGACAACACCUUGAUGUUUACGGUGGUGACACAGCUAACAACAGACCGGACCUUGAAUGCCGAAUUUUUAAGCUCAACCUCGAUGAAAUGAUGUCUGAUUUCAAAAAGGGCGUGUUCUUUCCUAAGCCAGCUGCAGUUGUAUAUACCAUUGAGUUUCAGAAACGUGGUCUCCCACAUGCCCACAUACUGUUAUGGUUCGAAGGAUUUAAAGGAGAACCAAGUGCUGCUGUAAUAGACCAAUACAUCUCAGCGGAGCUACCAGACAAAGAGACAGACAGGGAAGGGUUUGACUUGGUAGAGCGGCACAUGAUGCACGGACCUUGCGGUCGGGACAGACCAAAAUCCCCCUGCAUGGAAAAGGGAGAAUGCACCAAGAACUACCCAAAGUCUUACUCAGAUAAUACGAGGAUUGACAAAUCAGGCUUUGUGGUUUAUAAAAGGCGAGCUGAUGAACGAAGCUCUGUUCUGAAAGGUGAUACCACUAUUGGUAAUCAGUAUGUUGUGGCUCAUAACCUCAGCCUUCUCAAGAAAUACCAAGCGCACAUAAACAUUGAAUGGUGCUGCAAGACAAAUGCAAUAAAGUAUCUGUUUAAGUACAUCACGAAAGGGGUUGACAGAUCCACUGUUCUGCUUAAAAAGGCUGGAGAAGAAUCGGUUGAAGAUGGUGAAAAGAAAAAGCAAAAGAUCGAGGUUGAUGAGAUCGAGAGGUGUCAAGAUUAUAGGUAUAUCUCCGCCUGUGAAGCAUCAUGGAGACUUUUUUCAUUCCACAUUCAUCACAACCAACCUUCAGUCAUGAAGCUUACAGUCCACCUUCCUGGGAAGCACAAGCUCGUGUAUGACGAAGACAAAAACUUAAGGGACGUACUGUCAAAAGAUGACGUUGAAAAAACAAUGCUAACUGCGUUCUUUGUGGCAUGCCAGACUUAUGAGGAGGCAAGAGAACUCACGUACAUUCAGUUCCCAACAAGGUUUACAUACCACUCCGACAGUAAAACCUGGACACCAAGAAAAACGGGGGCUUCCAUAGGAAGAGUCACCUAUGUGCAUCCAGCAUCUGGAGCUCUUUACUAUCUGAGAAUGCUCAUUCACGUUGUCAAAGGACCUACUGGUUUUGAAUAUCUCUGCACAGUUGGCAAUACAGUAUAUGAAGAGUUCAGGGAUGCUUGCUAUGCUCGUGGUCUACUUGAUGAUGACAAAGAAUGGCAUGAAGCUAUCGAAGAACCAUCACACUGGGCAACAGGAUGGCAGCUACGGAGGUUGUCUAUCAUCAUACUGAUCUACUGUGAAGUCGCUAAUCCUUUGAAGCUCUGGGAACAUGCAUGGAAGUAUUUGUCUGAAGACAUUCUCUAUAUGAAACAGAAAGAAUUCAGGUUUCCGGAAUUGAUUCUUCAGGAUGAGCAACUUCAGCAAUAUACUUUGAUGGAGAUUGAAAGACUCUUGAAAGAGAAUGAUAAAUCACUCACUGAUUUCUUUGGGAUGCCUCGGCCAGACGAAACUAUUCUCAAGGAGAUUUCUAACACAGUUCUUCGUCAAGAACUCAAUUAUGAUACCGAGAAAAAGAGGAUUGAGCAUGAAAAACUAUUCACCACCAUCAACGAAGACCAGAAGAAGGUAUACAACGCUGUCAUCGAUUCAGUUGAUAAACAAGCAGGAAAGUUAUUCUUCUUAUAUGGGGCUGGAGGCACUGGGAAAACGUAUGUCUACAGAACCAUUAUCGCAAGGCUGAGGUCAGUUGGUAAAGUGGUUAUUCCUGUUGCGUCUGCUGCGAUUGCAGCUCUCCUACUCCCAGGUGGAAGGACUGCUCACUCACGUUUAAAGUUACCCCUAAACUUGACUGAUCAGACAAUGUGUAAUAUCCCGAAAAACUCAAUGCUAGCAGCGCUGAUUGUGAAGACAGACUUGAUCAUAUGGGACGAGGCACCCAUGGCACAUCGUCAGGCUUUUGAAACAUUGGACCGUACACUCAGAGAUCUUCAAUCUACUGCAAACCCAGAAGCUGCUUCAAAACCUUUUGGUGGUAAAACUGUGCUUCUCGGUGGUGAUUUCAGACAAAUAUUACCAGUAAUUCCUCAAGGAACUCGCCAAGACACUGUUGCAGCAUCAAUCAGCAAGUCCUAUCUAUGGGCGUCUGCAGAGGUCUAUACUUUGUCGAUCAACAUAAGACUUAGUCAAGCAGAUAAAGAAUUUGCAGAAUGGAUACUAAGUGUUGGCAAUGGCACAGCUGCUACUGCUAGAUGUAGAGAAGGUACUAAUGACGAGGGUGACCAAUUUUUAAUAGGGAAAGUGUAA